CGGCUGGCCGGCGGGGCAGGCCCCGGACCCGUGCGGUUCCUGGGCAUGGUGAGCAAGGGGCUGCUGCGCCUUGUCUCUUCAGUCAACCGCAGGAAGAUGAAGCUUCUGCUGGGCAUCGCGCUGUUCGCCUACGCCGCCUGAAAAUUACUCAGCAGCCGAUUGUUGCCAUUCUCCGUGGAUGUCCUGUGUGGCGGUGCUCCGAUGUCUAGGCGCACACUGCCCCCGCUCCCCGCACCGCCAGAACUUGCUCAUGAUGGAGUGCCAAGUGCCUCAGAGAAACAGGCCACCAGAAGAACAGUGCAUUCUCAGUACAAGGGCAGCGUUCAGCAUUUGGAUAUUGGAGUUGAAGCUGUUUGGGGCAACUUUGUUAACAUGAGGUCUAUCCAGGAAAAUGGUGAACUAAAGAUUGAAAGCAAGAUUGAAGAGAUUAUUGAACCAUUAAGAGAGAAAAUCAGAGAUUUGGAAAAAAGUUUCACCCAGAAAUACCCACCAGUAAAGUUUUUGUCAGAAAAGGACCGGAAGAGGAUUUUGAUCACUGGAGGUGCGGGCUUUGUGGGCUCCCAUCUAACUGACAAACUCAUGAUGGAUGGCCAUGAGGUGACCGUGGUGGACAACUUCUUCACAGGCAGGAAGAGAAAUGUGGAACACUGGAUUGGCCAUGAGAACUUCGAGCUGAUUAACCAUGAUGUGGUAGAGCCACUCUACAUCGAAGUUGACCAGAUCUACCAUCUGGCUUCUCCAGCCUCCCCUCCAAACUACAUGUACAACCCCAUCAAGACCCUGAAGACAAAUACAAUUGGAACACUAAACAUGUUGGGACUGGCAAAGCGUGUGGGUGCCCGUCUGCUCCUAGCCUCCACAUCUGAGGUAUAUGGAGAUCCUGAGGUCCACCCUCAAAGUGAGGACUACUGGGGCCACGUGAAUCCCAUAGGACCCCGAGCCUGCUAUGACGAGGGCAAACGUGUUGCGGAAACCAUGUGCUAUGCCUACAUGAAGCAGGAAGGUGUGGAGGUGCGGGUGGCCAGGAUCUUCAACACCUUUGGGCCACGAAUGCACAUGAAUGAUGGGAGGGUGGUCAGCAACUUCAUCUUACAAGCGCUACAAGGGGAGCCGCUCACAGUGAGUACUGCCCAGCAGACAGUGAGUACUGCCCAGCACACAGUGAGUACUGCCCAGCAGACAGUGAGUACUGCCCAGCACACAGUGAGUACUGCCCAGCACACAGCGAGUACUGCCCAGCAGACAGUGAGUACUGCCCAGCACACAGUGAGUACUGCCCAGCACACAGUGAGUACUGCCCAGCACACAGUGAGUACUGCCCAGCAGACAGUGAGUACUGCCCAGCACACAGUGAGUACUGCCCAGCACACAGUGAGUACUGCCCAGCACACAGCGAGUACUGCCCAGCAGACAGUGAGUACUGCCCAGCACACAGUGAGUACUGCCCAGCACACAGACAGUGAGUACUGCCCAGCAGACAGUGAGUACUGCCCAGCACACAGUGAGUACUGCCCAGCACACAGUGAGUACUGCCCAGCACACAGUGAGUACUGCCCAGCAGACGACGGGCCAUUUGCUCCAGGGCUUAACGUUCCCUGAGCUAGCAUACCACUUCACAUGUAUCUCUGCUACCCUCAUGAAAGGAAGAGAAAUACGUGGGUAGCACACAGUGCAGGAAUAGCCUUACAAUGAGCCUUGAGUCUUGUUUCAUUCAGCCUAUACUCAGGGACUCCACCUGUCCCAGCUAGCCUGCUUGAACCUUCCCCAUAGAUUCCUAAUGGCCCAAACUUGCUUUCCUCUUCUAAGUGGCACCUUGCUGCGCCUUGAUGGAGGCUCUAUGGUAAUACCUGACCUCUCUUUCCAUAUCAUUUAUGGAUUCCACCAGUUCUUCCUGGUGGCCUGGCUUUGGAUCCACCCUGCCACCGUAGUGCCCUGUCUUUGAAAUAGUCCCAUUCUUGUUCUUUAGUUGUGUUCUUUCAGCCUGUCCUAUAGCCAACCUUCCUGAAGAGGAGAAACCCAAAGAUCUCAGGGACAGCAUAUGCCACGGACCUUUCCCAAACUUCCUACCUUCCCCACCCCUCAGACUGACUCCUUCAGCUUCUAUCUUGCCUGCUCUGGGAGUGUUUCCUGGGCAUUCUCCCCAUUCUCUGUAGACAGUAGUAACUGGACCACUCUCUAUAUGAAGACAUUGGAUUCCACUAACUACAUGGUUUUGUUUUCAUUGCACUUGGUACCAGUGCAAUGCUGCAUUUCCAGGUCCCCAGCA
This is a messenger RNA of Rattus norvegicus (Norway rat), 2266 nucleotides long. The record is from RefSeq and is a predicted model, not a curated record. NCBI's taxonomy places the organism in Eukaryota, Metazoa, Chordata, Mammalia, Rodentia, Muridae.